Molecule: messenger RNA, 1998 nt
Organism: Galdieria sulphuraria
Lineage: Eukaryota; Rhodophyta; Bangiophyceae; Galdieriales; Galdieriaceae
Exons: 1
Coding region: 27-1955 (642 amino acids)
Source: RefSeq, a predicted model, not a curated record
UUUUAAAAUUUUGGCGGGUAGCCAUAAUGAUGAGUGCAGACCAAAGAAGGGUUCUUUUAACGCCUAAUAUAAGGGCUCCCUCUAGUAAUCGGGUGCUUGAAGAAUCUACUCAAGUCAAUCUUAACCAUCAAUCAAAAAAACUGGAAGCUUACAAGGCUAAAUGGAAGGCUUCUAUGCAGGAGAAGCAGCAGUUACAGGCCGACCAUCAAAGACUCUUGAGGAGGUUGAAGGAGCUAGAGAAGAAAAAUCUGGCCAAGACACAGCAGAACAAGCACUCAACAGACUCCAAGGAUGAUCAUUUGAAUUGCCCAAGCAACAGAGCCCGUUCUUCAAUAGCUAGUUCGACAACGCUUGAGUUGGAGAGGCUUGGAAGUGUUCAGUUGUCAAGACACGUUGACUUUUCUCCCAGAAGGAACAGUAUUGGUGUUAUUCGAAGCAUGGACAAUUUGACUGACGAGAGAUUCCGAGACAGUUCUACGACAACUACAGGAUUUCUGGACUCUUUUAAAAUACUCGAGACAGCGAAGCAAGCAAAGUUCACAGCAAGCUGCGAAGACGCAACGAGUUUGCAAUCUGAUUCCAAUUCUAAGUUCUUAAAUGCUUCCACAGAUAGAAGAGUGAACAAAUUACGGUUUCUAAACGAAGAAGGUGAAGGAGAAGCAUCUCAAACAUUAGAGGCUCUAACUUUGAUUAAACAAGAACUCAGCGUGCUAAGUAAUAGAAAGAAGAAAUUAGAGCAAGAAGUUUCUCACCUGAAAGCUGAACUAAUCAGGGAAGAAGAAAGGCGUUGGAUAGUUACCGAUGAACAUAUAGAAGCCCAACGGAAGCUACGUACAGUCACAGCCAAUUGGAAUUUAUUCUAUGACCAAUUGGUUCAAAUCUUCUUGCCAGAAUGUCGAAAAUUUCUGUCAUGUCUUAAGCGGUCAGAAGCAGCAUGUGGAUCCGCACGAAGGAAACAGUAUAAUACAACGAAUCAUAAAGUCCAGGAAGAACAACCGAAUGGAUCCUCUAUUGAUAGAAGAAACUCCCACGAUGUAGCUUUGGUCAGUGAAAAUUGCAUACCCAACUCAGCACGAACCUUUCACAGUUCAGGAGGACAACUCGAUUUUCUCUUUUUAGAGCCUGAGAUCAAGUCUCCAUUUGAAGGUGAUAUCCUUGCAUCCCCAGCUGUAGGGUCGUCCCCCGUAAAUAGUUUUCUCUGCAAUCAACUUUUAGUAAGAGUUAUAUGUCGCAAACUCCUCACUAACUUGAAAAAUCUGGACUCUUUUGAGAGCAAACUUGAAAAUGUUGCAAGCAAAUUUGAAAAUAGGAUUGCGCGAUUAUCAGCAACAGUUUCUGUUCUCUAUGGAAAGAAUAGUCUUGUUCGAGUUCCCACGGAAUGUACGCCAGCUAUCUAUCCAACCUCAUCGGAGAACAGUUUUAGUCUCGAUGUAUAUUUUCCGGAAAACUAUUGUUUUUACUGUAAUGUUUCUGAAAGAAAUAGUGCAGCUCCAAAAAAUGUCCUUCAGAAUUCUAGAACUGCUUCUGGUAUAUGCAUUUUAGAACCAUUACGGAAGAAAGUUGAGAAUCUGGAAACUAAAUAUGGCUCUCUGAUAGCUAGAAUGUUGGUUCAAAAUGACGCCUUACCAUGUUUGAAUAAUGAACAGAGGGGGCUCAAAAUUACACAGUCUCUCUGCUUUUUGAACCAGUUAGAAGUGUGUCUUGGGUUGUUAGAAUGGUCCUCAAACAAACAUGGUAGUGUCUUAAUGCGAUCAGGCUCAACAAACUUUCAAGCCAAGGAAUACCAGAAUGAUGUUUGUCGAGCAUUCGACAAAAACUCCACUUAUUCGGAAGUCAAACAUGGACGAUAUUCCUGUAUUCAUUGUGAGUCUUUGAGUCAAGAGAAUAGAGUUCUCAAAGAAAGGAUUGCAGAACUUGAAGAAGAAAAUUCUUCUCUUGCUGAUCGAAUAUUUUGAAAGCUUAUCUAGUCAAGAAAGUCAUAAAGUCACUUAGCGUUGU